AUGGGGAAUCCACCACAAUUUGUAAAUCAAGGCCGGAAUUCCCGUCGGAAAGCUCUGUGUUACCGGGCAGGGUACGAGUCGAGAGCCUGCAGCGACUCCGAAGACUCUUGGGAAUUGGAUUCCUCUGCAGAGCGCUUUUUGGACCCCCCCUGGCUGAACCCCGGCAGCAUCCAACCUCUGUGUGAGGAGGAGGCGGAGCAGGAGGAGCUGCCUGAGCUGGAGCCAGAGAGCAGAAACCCCAGAGGCAGGAGUGACGUGACGGACAGUGCGUCCGAAGCCUCUGACUCGGCCAACACCGAGAGCAGAGGUUGCAAGACCAGUGGCUCGAGUGACUCGAUGGACGCUCUGGAGGAGGACGACUUAGAGGCCUGCUCCUCCAGCAGGCCACAGUUCCUCCAGUUUUUCACACCCACUAUUCAAGAACUCAACUGCCAAGACAAGAGCAUCUUCGCUCUGGCCAACAAGGAGGAGAGCGGUGGGGCAGAGUCUGAAGAUUUCCUUUGUUUCUUGCAGUUAUCCCAAGGAAGCCACCCUGUGCCUGAGCAGACAAGCCCCGAGCAAAGAGGGGAGAAUGAGGCGGAUGCUUCGGCUCUCAAGACCAAGCUGUCGGAAGAGAACGUGAUGGAGUAUUACAGUCUCUGCUCCAGUAUAUCCCCAGGCAGCAACGGAGAGAGAAGCGUCCUCAAUCAUAGCCCAGGGAACGGCUCUGUGAAGGACCUGCUGGCUGAGUCAGGCCAGCAGGAGGGAUUCUGCAAGGUAGAUCCAACAGCAAAGGAGACUGACCUCAUCCUGCACCCGCCUCCGGGCUUCGGGGACACCAGCUCCGAGGAUGAAUUCUACGAUGCCGCGGACCGGCUGACCCCGACAGACACCCUGGCAGGCUUUAAGGCACUGACCCGUGAGGGGAAGGGCGAUUCCUGCUUCCUGAAGAAGUCAAGGUGCUGCAACCUGGGGGAAAGCUGCAUGUCGAGACAAGCUACCAGGGAGAAGCACAGAAAGGAGAAGGAUCUGAAGCAUGCCAAGAGCCUGAGAAAGAGGAGAUCUUUCCUACAGACGGAUUACACGUCGCAGGUUACCUUCCCGGUGGCUCCAUCCCCCGCCCUGGAGAGCGCUGAUCCUGCGUGCUGCUCUGAACGGGAGUCCCAGCUGCCCUCCAUCUCUCUCACUCGCAUGACAUCCUCCUUGGACGACUCCACCGGGGAACCCCCGCUGCUGGAAGCCAGGACCUUUGCCCAGCUAGAGCCUCGGAGCCAAGCCAAGAGUAAAAACCCUUCAUCUGCCUUCAUGGAAAUGGAGCCUGACGCCACGGAAACCAACUCAGUAACCGCCUCGGUCAUCCCUUCCGUUUCAGCCAGUCAGCUCCAGGGUGACCAGGAAGGGAAAGAAACUUCGGACCUAACCCCGUUGCCCAGCUGCGCGGAGAACAGCCUGGGGCCUCUUGGUUCUGCAUGCGCGCGUGACAGUGGCUGCGUCAGUCCUGAAUUAUCCUUCCAUUUGGGAGGCAUCAGAAACCCAGAACAAGCAGGAGGCGCCUGGGACAGCCCCGGUGGCUGUGGUCGCCCAUUUUCUGAAACCGAGGAUGGAUGUAUAACCCGCACGGUGCCGCAAGAGCAGCCGAUGCCACAGAGUGCCGCGGAGGCUCUGGAAGCCCACCGUGAACUCGAGACGUCUGCACAUCCGGGCGAAGGAGGGAUACCUGCUAGUGUGGAGCCAGUUCUUUCUCCAUUGGGGUGCUACAGAGGCAAGCCAUCGCCCCAGGCUGCAGCUUCAGACCUGGGUUCUCUAUCCACGGCCGAUAAAGGAGAAGCAUGUGAACAGCUGGUGCCAUCAUCUCCCUUUGCAAGGGGAACAGCUGGUCCCACUAGCUGUGCAGUGAAGCCAGAGGCUGAAAUGGUAUCUGGAGAGAAAACCAACACGAACCUAAAUGAAGAACCCUUAAAAAGAGUGGAAGAUAAAAUCCAUUUGGGUUUCUCUAAUGCCACGGAGCUGCUGUCAGACUUUAACGGAGCCUCGGGAAUAAUCACUCGCCUCUCCUGGCUUUCGUUUGGAACCAGGACAGACCUAUGCCCCCCUGCCGGCAGGGCACUGCUUGAAGAUACCGACCAAGCGGUUGACCAAAGUCCCUGGACAGCAGAGCAUUGCGACUCCGGUGCCCUAAGGAAGGAAACGCGUUUUUCCUCAGCUUCUCCGAAAGCGCCUCCUCCUCCGGAGCUGCUUAGUGGCCAGCGCACAGAGGAGAGAGAACCCAGAGAAGAUGCAGUGUGUGUGGAUGGUCGCCACGAGCAGCGCCAGCCCACUCUGACUCCCCUUCUCACGGAGGAGACCGCAGAGCAAAGAGAGGGCUGCCACUUCAACACAUCACCGGGGCUACGUUCUCCUUCCCCCAAAGACACGGGUGGCGCCUCAGCACACAGAGAAGGAAACUUUGGUGCAGAUCGAUCGCUGCUUUGUGUGGCCCAUGAAAAAGAUGCCCCGGUGUCUACGAGCUGCAGCACAACUCGUCCUUUGGGCUUGACCAGUGUUAAGGGGACCCUCUUCCCCAAAGCUGGCACGGACAAGUGCAGCUGUCACUUGUCUUAUGCCAGCUGCUUCCGGGGGCUAGACAACGACCUCGAGUAUGAGUAUGUUGAUUCUGCACACAGCACUUCCUCCAGGCCUUUAACAACCCCACCGGCUGCUGGGAGCUUGUCGUUUCUAGACCAGCCCCCUCCCAGGACCACGGACGAGAGUGUGAGUGAAAACGGCCCAGGGCCAGAAUCUCACCCGGAAGUGCUGGCUCAGUUGCAAGAGAGAGCAGGGAAGUCAUCGGCUGACUUCUCUCCGUUCCUGGCAAAUGUGGCAGAGCUCCAGGCCGUUGUGAGGCAGUUCUCAGGAAACCGAACGAAACACCCUCGAGACACGUGCGCAGAACAUUACUCUGAACACAAGCACGUGCUCUGCGCGGAGUCCCGCAAGCUGAUGGCCAGCUGCCAGAAGGUCCUACAACCAGACAGGCCUUCUGAAGAGCUGCCCAGUGCAUUGCAGGAGACCUUCCAGGACCUCAUGCGACUGACGGCGCUGUGUUUCCAGUUCACAGCCUGUGGACUGUGCGGGAGACGCCACAAGGAGCUCACCGUCAAUCUGAAGGACGUGGUUUGCACCUACCAUCAGUUUGUCCGCGCUGCUCUCCAGACCGGGGGGAAGGACUGUCGCGAUUUCAGUGCCACGCUGCUAGCACGGCAGGGCACGGCCCUCACGGCAGCAGUGUUCUGUCUAACCCAGCAGUUCAGGGCAGCGCCGGCGGUGUGAAGACAGCAGCUCCGUGAGACAGACUCUUAAACUCGUGUACCGCUGACAGGAAAGUACCCAACAAACGUU
Messenger RNA from Terrapene triunguis (Three-toed box turtle), 3357 nucleotides. RefSeq names its product FERM and PDZ domain-containing protein 1-like. Bases 1 to 3288 code for a protein of 1095 amino acids. Lineage: Eukaryota; Metazoa; Chordata; Testudines; Emydidae. The transcript is spliced from 3 exons. The record is from RefSeq and is a predicted model, not a curated record.